Messenger RNA from Clunio marinus, 2022 nucleotides. Lineage: Eukaryota; Metazoa; Arthropoda; Insecta; Diptera; Chironomidae. The record is from the annotation of a GenBank genome assembly.
AUGAUGUCAUUUUCUAAAGCCAAGUUGAAAAGAUUCAACGACAUUACAGAUUUCGCAUCACCUUUUACCAAAGACAAAUCUAAGAAGGAAAAGAAAGCCGAUUUGUUUCUUGACGACAAUGCUAUUCCCAGUGAGAAAAAAUCGAAAUUGCGCUUGUUUCGGACACCAUCUUUACCGUAUCGUUUGAAGUUUCGUCAAGUAUCUGAUCUUACUCCAUCCAAGAAAAUAUCGAAGAAAACAUCACCAGAUGUUGAAAUACCAGCACCAUCAUCAAUUUCGAUCUCUCCGCAAAUCGAGUCAAUUCCACCAUCAGCAAUCUUUCGCAAAUCGGAGAGAAAUAUUUUGGAAAAGAAAUCGAGGGAUGAAAAAUACAUUGAGAAGUUGAAAAGUGACAUUGACAACUUGAAUAAAACCAUUAAAUCGCUUCAGUUGCAAAACUUGGAGAAACAUGAGAAAAUUGAUGACUUGUCCAAAGAUAUUGAAAGUAUGAGGUUAGCUGAAGAUUUUCUUGAGAAAAUUGCUGAACAAGCGAUCAGUAAAGUGCAUGAAUCAGACACAAAAGUUAAGGAAAUAUUAAGAAGCUACGACAUUUUAUUACACCACAUGGAUCGAAUGAGUUCUGAAAAUGAAAAGAUCCUGGAAAUUAACAAUGAACUCACGAAGUCAAAUGAAGAAUUUGUUGAGAUGUUUGAUGAGAAGAUUAAAGAAAAGGAAAGCGAACUGAUCGGGAAGAACGAAGAAUUAAAUAAAUUAAAAUUAAUUUUAUCACAAAGAAAUAAUAAAAUUAAAAACUUUGAAUUUGAAUUGGGGAAGAAGACGAUGGAAUGUUAUGACAUGACCAACGCUAUUCAGAAAUCUGAAGAACAUAUGAAAAUAUUUGAAGUUCAACAUGAAGAAAGUUUGAAAAUGUUAAGAGGCUCAUACGAAAAUGAAAUUUUCUUUUUAAACUCACAACUCUCAAAAGUGCAAAAUCAACUUGUGAAAUUGUCAAAGAAUCAGAAAAAGGCUCAAUCGAUUGAUCUUGAAUCACAAAUAGAGUUUGAAAAUCAGAAAGCGAAAUUUGAAAUUGAAAAGAAGAAUUACGACAUUACCAUUAAAAAUUAUCAGAACAUCAUUGAAGUUCUUUCGUUGAGACUGAAAAAAUCUGACACUGAUGUCGAAGUGAUUAUGACUGAAAAUGCUGAUCUCAAAACAGAAAUAUCAGAAUUAAGAAGAAAUUAUGAUAAACUAAGACACUCGGCAGAAAACUUAAAGAAAUCCUUUGACGAAAAAAACUUGUUUUUUGAGCAACUCAUGAUGUCGUCUGAGAAAGAAAUGAUUACAGUAGUCUCGAAAAUGAAUGAUUAUUUCAAUGAGAAGUUUGUCGAGAUUUCUGAACUCAAAAAAGGUUUUGAUAUUCGUGAAAAGAACACUAAAACAAUGACAUCAGCGAUUCUCGAAGAAUAUUCAAUUGGAAUUGAACUUGCUAAGAUUGAAUUGAGUGACAAGCAAAAGAAACUCGAAGACUAUGAUAAUGAAAUGAAAGCAAUCAAGUUGGAAAAUCUUCAACUUAAACUGAAGCUUAAUGAAAAUUAUAACAAGAUUAAAAGUCAAAAAUUCAAUAAAGUUACGACCGACGAAAAUGUAGCAACAGCAGCAGAUGACGACGAAGUGAAAAAUCUUCAACAAAGCGAGGAAGAAAACAUGCAGCUGAGACUAAGAUUGAAAGAACUCGACAGGAAAUUCACCGAGUUUGAGAAAAUAUCAAUUCAACGUGAAAACGACUACAAAACAAUCAUCGAGCAACAACGGUUGGAUAGUGAACAAUGGAAGAGUUUUGAGAACUUGAAGGAAUCGAAUAUUGAAAUAAGAUCGAAAAUUCAAAAACUUCAAGAAAAUUAUCAAAUUUUCGACAGUCCUAACAAGACACCAACGAAGAGAUCGUUGUUCUUCGGAAAGGAGAAUCAAUCUCCAAUAUUCAGUGGUCCAGGACGUUUACAAGUCGAAAAUAGCCCAAAGAGUGUUUUGAAACCAAGAAAUUAA